AUGAAUCCGCAACACCCAACGAACCCAUGGCAGUUGCCACGGUCUCUCUCAGACACAGAGCUCGAAAGAAUUUUGGACGAAAGUGGACAACCUUGGUUAGAAGAAGAUGUGUUUGAUUCGAAUCCUUUCGACUCUAGCCUAUUUGCACUAGACCCUUAUAAUCUCGAGUGGUCGCAAUGGAUGAGCCGUGAGUCACAUGAGACACAGAUGCCUGGUGGGGGACUUGAACCCCCAGAUCCCCAGAUCCAGACCCCAUGUAUCUCACAUGAUCCUGGUCCUUCAUUGGAAGGGAAUAUCAACCUUUUUGCCCCGCAAUCGGAUCUCGCCAAUGUCUCACAAUGGCUUGAUGGGGCAUAUCGGCCUCCUGUGUCCUGCAGCUACUGUCGAAGACAUCGCCUGCAAUGUUUGAUCAUUCGAACCACAUCUGCAAACCCAAAUCCAAAGACAUCUUGCUCGAGCUGCGUGGCUUUGUUUAGGGAGUGCAGCCUGGCAAGGGGCGAGAAACGCCUCCCGUCGGGCUUUGAGACUCUAUCCCCAGUUUUGGGCCAUCUUCACGGUGUCCCGGAAGAUGAAACCGCAAUUACAGAAAAACUAGAACUGGGCGAUGAAAGAAAAGAGCCCAAGCAAUUUAUCAGAAAGGGAGCCAGAGUAUUACGCGAGUGGUUCUAUCAGAACCAGGAAUGUCCCUAUCCCACGGAGGCACAAAAGAACCAACUCUCGCUAGAAACCGGCUUCUCUCCAAAACGCUUAUCAACUUGGUUUGCAAAUGCCCGUCGCCGCCAGAAACAGAAACUCCAGUCGUCGGGUCUGGCUUCGACAUCACGUACUCGCGCGAGCUCUCCUAUGGUCAAAGGAACGUUGGCCUCCCUGACUCCCAUGGAGCGAUGGCAGGCCUCUCCACCGGACGAUGAACCUGUCCCAGAGGCAGCAAUUCAAAAUGCUAUCAUGUCUGGAUCAAUAGAGUCGGAGCACAGCUUUGACCCAUUUCAACUAGAUGGGUCUCGUAUGGACAUGUUCAAUUUUGACGAAAGUUCCUCGCAUCUGGCCACCUCAGUAUCCAGCGUCGGAAGCAAAGCAUCCGAGACCUCUGAGAGCGGCUCAUCGGCAUGGAGCCAUCAUUCUUCUGGAGAGACAGGGUUAUCCUUUCAACUAUCCAAACCUAGCAAACCAAAACGCAUUCGGGGGCGACAACGACCAAGCGGGAAUUAUCAGUACAGAUGCACAUUCUGUGCACAAUCAUUCAAGAAAAAACACGACUGGUCACGCCAUGAGAAAAGUGUCCACCUCGCUCUUGACUCAUGGGUAUGCACCCCCAAUCUUAAUAACGUCCAACAAUCAUUCGACCUCCAAUCAUCGGAAUGCGCCUUUUGUGACGUGUUAUUCCCAACGCCAGCCCACUGGGAAGAGCAUGAAUUUAAUGUCUGUGUCGAGAAACCCGUCCAAGAACGGACGUUCAGUCGAAAAGAUUAUCUGUGGCAGCAUCUACGUAAAUUUCACAGUUGCACUAAACCGCCUGUGCCUGACCUCGACGCAUGGCGUGGGUCAGGCACGAACGUGCAAAGCCGCUGUGGAUUUUGCGGAUGUUCCUUGUCCACCUGGCCCGCGCGUGCGGAACAUUUGGCUGAACAUUUCAAAAAAGGCUCUCAGAUGGAUGAAUGGGAAGGUGAUUGGGGUCUGGAUGCUUCCACUAUGAGCGUUCUGCGAAAUGCUGUCUUACCAUCUCAACGCCUGGCAAGUUUACCUACUUGA
Molecule: messenger RNA, 1749 nt
Organism: Penicillium soppii
Lineage: Eukaryota; Fungi; Ascomycota; Eurotiomycetes; Eurotiales; Aspergillaceae
Product: homeobox domain-containing protein
Exons: 1
Coding region: 1-1749 (582 amino acids)
Biological process (GO): regulation of DNA-templated transcription
Molecular function (GO): DNA binding
Source: RefSeq, a predicted model, not a curated record